CUCAACUUAAAUUCUAUGAAUUUUACCAACAAAAAAAACUUAAAUUCUAUGAAGAACGUACAAAAAGGGUGAGAAUGAGGAGAAACCAGAAAAAUACCAAUCCAAAAUUCAAGGCUCGCCUUAAAGCCUGAUUACGAGGCCAGCUGCUAUCUGAAGCCGGGAAACCUCAUCGGUGAUCACCAGCAAUGGCGCUUCUCGCGCCCAGUAUAACGAGUGAGGUGGGCUUGCGUUUGCUGCUUUCCCCAAUUGGUUCCAACAUUGUAACGCGAGCUGCAUGUUGCUCUGUUGGGAUUGUUUUGCCGGUUUACUCUACAUACCAAGCACUUGAAGCGAAUGAUGAAACCCAGCAAAGGAAGUGGCUGAUAUACUGGACAGCGUACGGAUCGUUCAGCCUUGCAGAAGUUUUUGCAGACAAGUUGCUUUCCUGGGUCCCCAUGUAUUAUCAUAUGAAGUUUGCAUUUCUCGUUUGGCUCCAACUUCCAUCAGCCAAUGGAGCAGAACAACUUUACCGAAACCACUUGCGCCCAUUCCUGUUAAAGCACCAAGCUAGAGUAGAUCUGCUUAUGAACUCUGCCUAUAAGGAAGCGGCAAGACUCAUUAGCUCACACCAAGCAGAAAUUGACUACGCCACGUCUGUAUUUUUGAAGAUAAAGGGAACAGAUGGAGCAACAGUAGCCCAAUCCCAUGAGACAGCACAUCGCCACCGGAGUGAUGGUGAUGAUGAGUUCAGUCAGAACACAUAGAAACCUCCAUAUUUAUAUCCGCAUCAUGCUAAUAUAGUUGACAAUGACAUUGUGCAUAGAUCAAGCCUCCCCGUCCCUCUUUACUAUCGCCUAGGUGUUGAGCUUGUAAAAAAGUUAUAGGAUUCAGUUGCAGUAGAGUGGAAGAUAUAUAGUUUCGACUUUGGGUUCAGCUUGGAUUAUUAGAUUUUUGCUCGUGUUUCUCUUGGCCGUUCUUUGUCGCCAACUAGGCAAAUAGCCAUGACGUUUUACAUCUUGUAUUGCUUUUAUGUUAGUCCCCAUUCAUAACAUAAGGUGAAAGUUGCCACUUUAUCUCUCAACCUUCUAACUGAGUGAGUUGCAGAAUCAUUUGCUAGCUUCCAGCCGAAGGGGUCAAUAUCCUAAACUUCAUUUCGUGCAACCAUCAUUAGCUAGAUCAUCAACCACGGCUCAAGCUGAGGAGGGCUGAAGAUGCACUUGGUUAAAGUUGAGUUUGCAACAUCAAGAGGGUCAUUAUUCUUGACUUCAUUUCUGAGAUUUUAUGAUCUUAAAGCUCUGCUACAAAGUUUGUUUCAGCUGUUGGAAUGAAUUUGACUUUCUAUUUAACAAAAAAGGUUCAUAU
Linum tenue is the source of this 1341-nucleotide messenger RNA. The record is from the annotation of a GenBank genome assembly. Lineage: Eukaryota; Viridiplantae; Streptophyta; Magnoliopsida; Malpighiales; Linaceae.